AUGGCUGCCAAGUACAGUGACGCGGCCGUCGCUGCGCUCAAGGCCGAGUACGAGAGUGCCGGGCAGGGCCACGUCUUCAAGUUCUGGGACGAGCUCAGCCAGGACGAGAAGGUCACCUUCUUCGAACAGCUCUCUGGCAUCACCCCCUCCGAAGUCAACUUUUUGCGAGACCUCGCCCUCAAUCCUCCCCCCGAGCCCGAAGAGACCACCGUCGAGCCUCUCCCCGCCUCUGCGAGCGCCAGUCUGAUCGACGCCGACGACGAGACCAUCCAGAGCUGGAGACAACGCGGCCUGAAGCUCAUUGGCGAGGGCAAGGUGGCUGUCGUGCUCCUUGCCGGUGGCCAGGGCACUCGUUUGCAGUUCCCGGCGCCCAAGGGUUGCUUCGACAUCAAGCUGCCCUCGCACAAGUCCCUCUUCCAGCUGCAGGCCGAGCGUAUCCAGCGGGUCAAGGAGCUUGCCGCGAGCGAGACUGGCAAGACCGCCAAGGAGGUCGGCCUUCCCUGGUAUGUCAUGACCAGUGGCCCUACACAGGAGGACACGGAUGGUUUCUUCAAGGGUACCGGCUUCCCCGCGCCGCUCGAGGAGCCUGCUAUCGAGACGCGAAAGUCUGUCGACGCUUACUUUGGCCUGCCGGAGAAGGACGUCACUCUGUUCCAGCAGGGAGUCCUGCCCUGCAUCGCCCCUGACGGCAAGUUCAUGCUGGAGAGCAAGGGCAAGGUCGCCGAGGCUCCUGAUGGAAAUGGCGGAAUCUACAAGGCGCUUCUGCGGCCAUUCAUCGAGACCGACAAUGGCCCCAUCAGCAUUGUGCAGGACAUGAAGAACCGCGGGGUCGAGCACGUCUACGCGUACUGCGUGGACAACUGCCUCGCCAAGGUUGCGGAUCCCGUCUUUAUUGGCUUCGCGGCCCAGAAGCAAGUCCAGAUCGCCACCAAGGUCGUGCGGAAGGACAACCCCAAGGAGAGUGUCGGUCUCAUCAUGCAGAAGAACGGCCGGCCCGCGGUGGUCGAGUACUCAGAGCUCGAUGACGCUACAGCUCAGGCUCAGGACCCGAGCAACCCGCAGCUGCUCAAAUUCCGCGCGGCAAACAUUGUCAACCACUACUACACCAUUGAGAUGCUCGAGAAGAAGUUCACCCUGCCCCCGCAUGUGGCCAAGAAGGCCAUUCCAUGCAUCGACCUCCAGACAGGCGAGAAGAUCAAGCCCGAGUCCAAGAACGGCAUCAAGCUUGAACAGUUCAUCUUUGACAACUUCAAGGAGCUGUCGCUGGACGAAUUCGCCAGCUUCGAGGUAGAUCGCAAGGAGGAGUUUUCACCACUCAAGAACAAGGAUGGCGAAGACUCGCCGCAGACCAGCUACCGCGACAUUAUGCUGCAGGGCAAGCGGUGGCUGGAGGCUGCCGGCGCGACCAUCUCGGAGAAGCUGGACGGAGUUGAGGUGCCGCCCUUGGUCAGCUACGAUGGCGAGGGCCUGAGCGUCUUCAAGGGCGAGACCAUCUCUGAGCCAUUUGUGACGCUGGAGCAGGUUCACUCAUUAAGGAAGUAG
Microdochium trichocladiopsis is the source of this 1542-nucleotide messenger RNA. RefSeq names its product UDP-N-acetylglucosamine pyrophosphorylase. Gene Ontology annotation, biological process: UDP-N-acetylglucosamine biosynthetic process. The transcript is spliced from 2 exons. Bases 1 to 1542 code for a protein of 513 amino acids. NCBI's taxonomy places the organism in Eukaryota, Fungi, Ascomycota, Sordariomycetes, Xylariales, Microdochiaceae. The record is from RefSeq and is a predicted model, not a curated record. Gene Ontology annotation, molecular function: UDP-N-acetylglucosamine diphosphorylase activity.